AUGGACUCGGCGAUUCAGUCGCUUCCGUUUGAUACAAGUGUUGGCGGACAACGGCGAGUACCAUGGAGUUCUCUAUGGGACCGAUCUUCCCUGCUCCAUGGGCGGUUUGUCGAUACCGUCACUCAGAUUGGUGGACCCGACAAAUCAACACCUAAAACUGUUAUGGGAACGAUGAGGCUGAAGUGUCUAACUAUCUGCCAAUUUAAAUCACAUUUUCAGAGUGCCUUGAGUCAGGAUACAGGUUCAUCUUCAACACCUUUCAUUGAGAAUGGUGUAAUGGCAGCUCCAAAUGAGAGGAUAGAGGCAAAAGGGAAGUACCUAAAGGCGAUUCUUGAGAAGGCUCUAGAUGAGAAAACAACCUCAUUUUUCUGGGCUAGAGGCCUCAAAGAGAAGAGCUCUCAAUCGGGUGUCAAGGAACAAACGGUCAUGUUCGAGACAACCCAAGAUGGCGAUGCCAUCUUUGUCUGA
This is a messenger RNA of Tarenaya hassleriana, 468 nucleotides long. Its product is annotated as protein PHR1-LIKE 3-like. Gene Ontology annotation, molecular function: DNA-binding transcription factor activity; DNA binding. The record is from RefSeq and is a predicted model, not a curated record. The coding region runs from base 1 to 468 and encodes 155 amino acids. The transcript is spliced from 4 exons. NCBI's taxonomy places the organism in Eukaryota, Viridiplantae, Streptophyta, Magnoliopsida, Brassicales, Cleomaceae.